Messenger RNA from Striga asiatica, 303 nucleotides. Lineage: Eukaryota; Viridiplantae; Streptophyta; Magnoliopsida; Lamiales; Orobanchaceae. The record is from the annotation of a GenBank genome assembly.
AUGCUUCGUUUGGACGAAGUCUUGUGUGAGAAGAGAACAAACGCAGGUGAGAAAUUGGGGAAUUUCAAUUGCGAUGAUGAUGACGUGGCUAUUGGGAAUUGGAAGAAUUUCAACACCUCCAAUAGGGAUAGGGAUUUCAAUUUGCUCCCCCAAAAUCUAGCAGAGAGGGAGUUGAGGAAAAUCAGAAUUUCCAAUUGUCAAGUGAUAGUGAGUGUGAAAAACAAGGAGAAGAAGAGGAAGAAGAAGAAGAAGUUAAAUCAGAAUUUCCAAUCUUGCAGUGCAGCCUUUUCUAAUCUUCAGUAA